AUGUGGAGGGCAAACAAGAAAGCCUGGACAACCAGGCAGUUCUUCACGGAGUGGUUUGUGGAGGUGUUUGCACCUGCAGUGAAGACAUACCUAAUAGAGAAGAAUCUACCACUCAAGGCCCUCCUGUUGAUGGACAAUGCCCCUACACACCCUCCAGGCGUGGAAGAAUUGGAGGUCACUCUGAGGGAGUUUUGGAAGAAUCACUUCAAUAUCCUCCACUGCCUAAGGCUUAUAGAUAAAGCCUGGGGUCAAGUUUCUGUGAGGUCCUUGCAGUCUGCCAGGAAAAAUCUGUGGCCGACCUGUGUGACAGCCAAGGAUUUUGAGGGAUUCGAGCCUUCAGUCCAGGAGUCUGCUGUGGUGGAGGACAUUGUGUCUCUGGAGAGGGCCAUAGGCAUUGAGGUGGACAGUGAUGAUGUGGAGGAGCUGGUGCAAGCACACUCUGAAGACCUCACCACUGACGAGCUGCGUCAACUUCACCAGGAACAGCUGCAGGAGGUGACUGAGGAGCUGUCUUCAGGCGAGGACGAGGGGAACAGCAAGGAAAGAGUCUCCACUGCAGAGAUCAAGAAAUAUUUGCGUCAGUGGACAGAGUUGGGAAACUUUUUGGAGAGGUGCCACCCUGAUAUUGCUGCCAUACACAGAAACAUAAACCAGUUUGAUGAAAAUCUGAUGCAGAAUUUCAGACACAUUUUGAAAAAAAGGCAAAGGCAGAUCACAUUAGACAGAUUCUUGUUGAAAAAGGAAUCUAGUGAGAGUGCAAGUGUUAGUGAGCCACAGCCCUCCACUAGUGGGUUCACAGGAAUCACACCAGGAGACGAGUUACCAGACGGUGGCUCGUCCUCCGAGGAAUAA
This is a messenger RNA of Eriocheir sinensis (Chinese mitten crab), 852 nucleotides long. RefSeq names its product tigger transposable element-derived protein 1-like. Gene Ontology annotation, molecular function: nucleic acid binding. The record is from RefSeq and is a predicted model, not a curated record. NCBI's taxonomy places the organism in Eukaryota, Metazoa, Arthropoda, Malacostraca, Decapoda, Varunidae. The transcript is spliced from 2 exons. The coding region runs from base 1 to 852 and encodes 283 amino acids.